AUGCACCGCCUCGUACUUCGAUCUGCGCGCCCCGCGCCGUCGAACGCCCUGCUCCGCCUCGCCCGUCUCGACGCCGCGCCCGCCCGCGGCUACCUCCGCCCCUGCGCGUCCUGGGCCCAGAUCAACAGGGACAUGCCCCACCGCGGCUGCGUCCUGUGGUCGCCCGGCGAGGCCGCGGUUUCCGCUGCCGAGACACCCGGCCCGUGGGCGACGCUCGACAUUGAGGGCGCCAAGUACGAGGGCAAGAUGCCCGUCCACGACCUACGGCGGCUUCUCGGCGACGACCACCUCGCGCGGUUGCGGGCCGAGCCCGCCUUCGCCGACAGCACCCUUCUCGUGCUCGGCAAGCGGCGGACCAUCCCGGCGCAGCUUCUGCUGUGGAAGUUGCAGGGCUACCUUGCCGAGUAUCCUGGUCGCGACGAGGCCGAGGCGGACUGA
This is a messenger RNA of Verticillium alfalfae VaMs.102, 438 nucleotides long. RefSeq lists its product with no specific name. The record is from RefSeq and is a predicted model, not a curated record. The coding region runs from base 1 to 438 and encodes 145 amino acids. The transcript has a single exon. NCBI's taxonomy places the organism in Eukaryota, Fungi, Ascomycota, Sordariomycetes, Glomerellales, Plectosphaerellaceae.